GUCAGCGACAUCACGCAACAGUGCUUUGAGCCCGGGGCCCAGAUGGUGAAAUGCGAUCCCCGACGAGGAAAGUAUAUGGCUUGUUGUCUACUCUUCCGAGGCGACGUGGUACCAAAGGAUGUAAACGCGGCUAUUGCUGCUGUAAAAACGAAACGUACAAUUCAAUUCGUAGAUUGGUCACCCACCGGCUUCAAGGUUGGCAUCAACUAUCAACCACCCACGGUGGUACCAGGAGCCGAUCUCGCGAAACUUCAGCGUGCAGUCUGUAUGCUUUCAAAUACUACGGCGAUUGCAGAAGCUUGGGCAAGACUUGACCACAAAUUCGACCUGAUGUAUGCAAAACGAGCAUUCGUUCAUUGGUAUGUUGGAGAAGGAAUGGAAGAAGGGGAAUUCAGUGAGGCCCGAGAAGACUUGGCGGCUCUCGAAAAAGACUAUGAAGAGGUGGGAAUCGAUGCAUCAGAUGGAGAAGAAGACGACGAAUACAGUCAAUAUUAA
Molecule: messenger RNA, 495 nt
Organism: Haemonchus placei
Lineage: Eukaryota; Metazoa; Nematoda; Chromadorea; Rhabditida; Trichostrongylidae
Source: the annotation of a GenBank genome assembly